Ailuropoda melanoleuca (giant panda) is the source of this 1218-nucleotide messenger RNA. RefSeq names its product ribonuclease inhibitor-like. Gene Ontology annotation, molecular function: protein binding. The annotation marks the transcript as partial. Gene Ontology annotation, cellular component: cytoplasm. The transcript has a single exon. NCBI's taxonomy places the organism in Eukaryota, Metazoa, Chordata, Mammalia, Carnivora, Ursidae. The record is from RefSeq and is a predicted model, not a curated record.
CUUGUUUCAUCCAUGAAGCAGUAUAAAAACAUAAGACUGGAUGACUGCAGUCUGGGAAAUAAUCAUUGUAAAGAUAUCUCAUCUCUUCUAAGUACAAAUCAAGUAUUAACUGAACUGAAUUUAAGCAACAAUCAACUGGGAGAUGCUGGUGUGGAUGUGCUAUGCAAAGGAUUGAUAAACCCAAGUUGUAAUCUUCAAAAACUCUACUUGCGGAAUUGCAACUUAACUAAAGAUUGCUGCGAGAAUCUCCGUUCUGUGCUUAGUAACAAAUCAUCUCUGACUGAGCUAAAUCUGGGAGACAACAGUUUGGGCACAUCAGGAGGCAAAGCAUUGUGCGAGGGACUUUUGGAUCCAACCUGCCAACUGCAGUCACUUCAGUUGGAAUACUGUGAACUCACAAAGGAAAACACAGAUGGACUCAGCUCUGUCUUGCGCACCAAAUCAUCCCUGCAGAAACUUAACCUGAGCAACAACAAGCUAGGAGAUGCAGCAGUGAAACAGCUUUGCCAAGCCUUGCGGGAUGCCUCUUGUAACCUGCAAUCCUUACAAUUGGAGAACUGUCAUAUCACAGCCGCUAGCUGUGAGGACCUCAGUGCUAUACUCAGCCAUAAGCCCUCCUUGAAAGAAUUCUGCAUAGGGGAGAACAAGAUUGGGGAUGCAGGGAUAAAAGUCCUCUGCCAAGGCAUCCUGAAUCCAAACUGCAAUGUGGAGAAGCUGUGGUUAUGGGAGUGUAAUAUCUCUGCUCCUGGCUGCAAGGAACUCUCCCAUGUCAUUGGCACCAAAGAGACACUCCGGGAGAUGAGCCUGAUUGGAAAUGAUCUGAAAGAUGAAGGCAUGGAAUUCUUGUGUCAAGGGCUGAAGGAUCCAAAAACGAAGCUCAAAUCUCUGUGGAUAAGAGAAUGUGGCUUGACGGCUGCCUGCUGCAAGAGCAUUAGCGCUGCUCUCAGUGUGAAUGGCGUCUUGAAAGAACUGCAUAUGGGGGGCAACGGCCUUGACGACGGAGGAGUGAUCGAGCUCUGUGAAGGUGUGAAGAGCCCGAACUGCCACCUUGAGUCCCUCUGGUUGGGGCAAUCAAAUCUUUCAGCUGUUUGCUGUGAAGCCCUUGCCAGACUCAUAGUUGAAAAACCAUCUCUGCUAGAACUGGACGUCAGCUACAGCCAAAUAGGAGAUGAAGGCGUUCUUAAGCUCUGUGAAGCCGUGGAAAAUCCAAACUGUAAC